Messenger RNA from Oncorhynchus keta (chum salmon), 1726 nucleotides. RefSeq names its product cold-inducible RNA-binding protein B-like. Gene Ontology annotation, cellular component: spliceosomal complex. Gene Ontology annotation, molecular function: RNA binding. Bases 191 to 820 code for a protein of 209 amino acids. Gene Ontology annotation, biological process: positive regulation of mRNA splicing, via spliceosome. Lineage: Eukaryota; Metazoa; Chordata; Actinopteri; Salmoniformes; Salmonidae. The transcript has 7 exons. The record is from RefSeq and is a predicted model, not a curated record.
CAGGUGGACUGCGCAAAAACUACUCGCCGCAUGCACACCGUUCUUAUUUUACCUCCAUGAUGCGCACGCCCCUUUUGCUAUUUAUUCAUGACUCACGCAGAUGCUCAUAUAUUGGAGCCAUUUUGACAUAUUUCUCAGACGACGCCAAACCACACAAAGGACAGGCGCUUAUUUUUCUCUCUAGAUAAAGAUGUCUGACGAAGGAAAGCUUUUUGUUGGAGGAUUGUGUUUUGACACAGAUGAAACUUCACUGGAAGAGGCGUUUUCCAAGUAUGGCAACAUUGCUAAAGUUGAUGUUGUAAGAGACAGAGAGACUCAGAGGUCCAGGGGUUUUGGCUUUGUGACUUUUGAAAACCCUGAAGAUGCCAAAGACGCAAUGGCUGCAAUGAAUGGCAAGUCUGUUGAUGGCAGGAUGAUCCGUGUGGAUGAAGCUGGCAAGUCGGGAGGAAGAUCUGACCGUGGUGGCGGCGGCGGCUUCAGGGGGGGUUCUGGCGGCUUCAGGGGGGGUUCUGGUGGCUUCAGAGGAGGCAGAGGAAGAGGUGGCGGCUAUGGUGGAGGAGACAGAAGCUAUGGUGGUGACAGAAGCUAUGGGGGAGGAGAGAGAAGCUAUGGGGGAGAGAGAAGCUACGGAGGUGACAGAAGUUACGGUGGUGGGGGAGACAGAAGUUAUGGUGGUAGCUACAGGAGUGGUGGAGGAUACUCCUCUGGGGGUGGCAGCGGAGGUUACAGAGAGGCCAGGAGUGGUGGCGAAAGUGGUUAUGGUGGCCGCUCUGGGGGAUCCUACAGAGACAGCUAUGACGGCUAUGCUACACACGAGUAAAAACAAAAACAAACUUCCUGAUUGCAAGAUCGUCCCUUCGCUGGCUGUUUUUUAAAAGAUGCGCUCUUCGAAGACUUUUUUUUUUCUCUUCUGUUUGUGGUAUCUGGUUCUAGUGUUUUCUUUAACAAACUUGGCAGUAUCUUUAGUUUUGUGUUGUGUUCUACAGGAUCUGUCAUGGCAGUAAUUGAAAUCCUGUAGCGUUUAAUUACUGUAAGCCUUGACGCUCACUAAGGAUCUUAAUACCUUAAGUUCAGUAUGCCCUCCUGGUGUUGCAGGAAGAGUGGACACUGGGAUAAUCAAAUUUGAUAAUUAAUGGCUUUAUUUGCAAUGAAACCUGUUUCCACCGUUAACUCGUAAUCUGUUCAACACAGCCUGAUAGCUUCUAAGACAAAUUCAGUCUUGCCCAUGUUCCUGCUCAAUCGGAAGACUCAAAUAUCAGUAGUAAAAUGUUUCCAUUUAAGCUUAUUUUAACUGCCGUUGUGAAUUCUGGACUUUAAAAAAAAUCUGUGAAAUUUACAGUAGAAGCUUGACAAGCUGUGAUGUGCUCCUUCAGUUCUGUAAUGCAUUCCUUUAGUGUAACAAGGUAGGAAUGCUAAGUGAGAGCAUGGUUUCCAGCAGACCACCUUGAUAUUGCUAAAGAUUUGUAAAUACUCAGUAUCCAAAGAGUGAAUGACUUACUGGCGAAAUAACUUAAUUUUAUUGAAAGGUAUACUAGGUGUUUGCAGCCUUCUGCAGUUGGCCUAAGGUACUUUGCUCUUCUCAAACGUGCAUAAUAUGAUGGACUCAACAUUCACGAUCACUCAAUGUUACUACAAGGAUAUGUGCUCUGUUCUGUGUACAAACACCCAUUUUUUUUUUUUGUAUAUCCUGGCUUCAUGAAGCCUAUUAAACAAUCCGUUGAAAAUG